This is a messenger RNA of Histoplasma mississippiense, 1527 nucleotides long. RefSeq lists its product with no specific name. Bases 1 to 1527 code for a protein of 508 amino acids. Gene Ontology annotation, cellular component: nucleus. Gene Ontology annotation, biological process: positive regulation of transcription by RNA polymerase II. Gene Ontology annotation, molecular function: sequence-specific DNA binding; DNA-binding transcription factor activity. The transcript is spliced from 7 exons. The record is from RefSeq and is a predicted model, not a curated record. Lineage: Eukaryota; Fungi; Ascomycota; Eurotiomycetes; Onygenales; Ajellomycetaceae.
AUGUCCUCCCAUGUACCCGCUCAAAUUCUUCCCUUACCUGCAAUGACCGCAACAACUCCAAGCCCCCAUACAUAUAUGCCAAGCCAUGUCAGCCACGCCCAACCAUAUGUUCCACAUACAUUUGAUACCACUGGUCAAAUACCACCACCUGGUGCGAAGCCGAGGGUUACGGCUACGUUGUGGGAAGAUGAAGGAAGCCUGUGUUUUCAGGUGGAAGCUAAGGGUGUUUGUGUUGCGCGCCGGGAAGAUAACCACAUGAUCAACGGAACAAAGUUGCUCAAUGUUGCUGGCAUGACAAGAGGACGACGGGACGGUAUUCUGAAGAGCGAAAAAGUGCGCAAUGUCGUCAAAAUAGGGCCGAUGCAUCUCAAAGGCCGAGGAACGAUCAGAGGCGCUUUGAAGCAAGUCAGGCUUCUCGAUCGUCACAAGCUGGACAACCCCCACCUCUGCAUCACCAUCAUUCAAUGCAUAACCCUGUUAACUUCACACAAGAGCGUAGAUCCCAACCUCCUCAGUUCCAUGGGCUCCCAUUCUGGGCAUCCUCGCCCUGGGUUAGAUCGUUCACACACAUUCCCCACACCCCCGACCAGCGCAUCCGGUCUGAUGGGCAUCGGAAGCCAAGGUGGAUCUUAUGAAUGGUCUGGCCAAAAUAUGGGGACUGGCGUUCAGGGCUCACAGGCUCUUUCGAUCGACACGGGUUUAACAAGUGCCAGGUCGAUGCCGACAACACCCGCCACCACACCCCCCGGAACCAGCCUGCAGAACAUGCAGUCAUAUCAAAGCCAACCAAGCUAUGACAGUUCGAAGUCAUACUAUUCCGCAGCCCCUACAUCUCAAGCGCAAUAUGCGCCACAUAAUACCAUAACCCAACAGAGUAAUACGUCGAGCCAGGGAAACGGACAAGUGAGCCAUGGACCGGGUGAGGGAGAGGCAGAUCAUGAUAAUGAACCCGAGUAUAUCAACGACACAAAUGCUUCUUACAGUGCCAACCGUGGCUCAUAUGCGUACACCAUCAGCACCGGCGCAGGUAAUCUCAAUGGAGAGCACUCUCACCUUUCCUCCGAGAUAACUGAUUCUUCCUCCCAUCCAAACGGCUCUGAUAGCAGGGUCACUCCUCGGACCAGUAGCCAAUCGCAGUGGAAAUCAGUAUACCCUACCCCAUCACGACCUGCAGCUCCUUCCAGCAAUCUCUACAGUGUGAUGAGCGAUACUCGUGGUACCGCCACUAAUGGAACGGCAGGGGACUCUUAUUCCAUCUCUUCAAAUGGUCCAUCAGCUUACUCGUCAAUGAAUGGCUCUGGGAAACGUAUGCGCGACGAUGACAAUCAAGAUCAAACCUCUCUGCCCGAUACCCAGAAUGGCGACAGCACCUACGAGCAUAAACGCCGGAAAACGCUGGUUGACGGUGUUGGAGGCCCUGUCGGUGGCACACCACUUGAAGGUCUCUCUUUUCCUUUCCUUUGGGAUGAGGAUGUCAUCAGCACCGUGGAGUCGACCAACCAGCCGAAAAUCUGGUUUUAUAUCUAA